UCACAUGAAACUCCUCCUCCAGCCAGCCUCCGUCCGAGAACGCAGUUUGGCUCUGCGAAAAUUCAACAGCUUACUGUCCUUGGCUCUCCAGGUAAAACCUAAAGAAUUACUUCUCUCUGUAGUUUUCAAUCGUCUGCCAUGGCUGCGAGAAUUCUUGCGACUUUGAUAGUCUACGGCUCUGGAGCUGUGAUCAGGGCUUGUACCCAGGCAUAUCGUCAGGCACUUGCAAAUGCAUCAAAAUCUGGUGUUGCGCGAGAAGCGAUGCAUAAUAUUAAGAGAGGAAUCAGAGGGUUAACGGAACCUGAAGCUAGACAGAUUCUUGGUGUAACCGAGAAAUCAUCUUGGGACGAGGUUCUUAAGAGAUACGACAAGCUGUUCGAACGUAAUGCAAAAGGCGGAAGCUUUUAUCUCCAAUCAAAGGUUCAUCGAGCUAAAGAAUGCUUAGAGGCUGCUUACCAGAAGAAACCUGGGGGAAUCACAACAAGCGUUUGAUCAAAUAAUACUAAUAAAUACUAAUGUAGUAACCCAAUAGAAUGUCUUAGGAAACAAACACUACAAGAAAACAUGGGGAUACUGACGGACAAAUUCGUCAGAAUGUCGUCGGAAUAGGCAUAUUUUGACGAAUUUCUGACGAAACCGUCCGUCAGUAUCAUUUCGUCGGUAUUUUCAAUUUCGUCGGAAUUUCGUCAGACAUACCGACGAACUUCUGACGAAUACCGAGAAACCAUAUACUGACGAACUUGCGACCA
This is a messenger RNA of Raphanus sativus (radish), 749 nucleotides long. Its product is annotated as mitochondrial import inner membrane translocase subunit PAM16 like 1. Lineage: Eukaryota; Viridiplantae; Streptophyta; Magnoliopsida; Brassicales; Brassicaceae. The coding region runs from base 139 to 492 and encodes 117 amino acids. The record is from RefSeq and is a predicted model, not a curated record. The transcript is spliced from 5 exons. Gene Ontology annotation, biological process: protein import into mitochondrial matrix. Gene Ontology annotation, cellular component: TIM23 mitochondrial import inner membrane translocase complex.